This is a messenger RNA of Cylas formicarius (sweet potato weevil), 1112 nucleotides long. RefSeq names its product hydroxyacylglutathione hydrolase, mitochondrial. Lineage: Eukaryota; Metazoa; Arthropoda; Insecta; Coleoptera; Brentidae. Gene Ontology annotation, molecular function: hydroxyacylglutathione hydrolase activity. The coding region runs from base 148 to 1056 and encodes 302 amino acids. The transcript has 5 exons. The record is from RefSeq and is a predicted model, not a curated record.
UUAGCAAAGUCAAAGUUGAUUUAAAUAUUUAUGUUAAUUUUGUGAGGUUAAUAAUCAGCUAUUUGUUUGGAUAGUUAACAAUUUGACCUUACCAUCGAAGCUGAUAAGAAUAUUUGUUAAAAAUGCUCAUAGAGUUGAACAUUUGACAUGUUCAACUUUUUAUACUAUCUACUACCGAACCGAGCUGUUCAAGGCCUUACUGCCGCAUAUUUUAAAGCUAAAACGUUAAAAGAGGUCGGCUUCAGAGGUUGCCAUAGUUCACAGUCAAGCGUUAUUCUACCGAAAAUGAAAGUAACAGCAUUGCCAGCUUUGUCUGAUAAUUAUAUGUACUUGAUCACUGAUGAAGUCACCAAGCAGGCUGCUAUUGUAGAUCCUGUGGCACCAGAUAGUGUUUUAGAGGCGGUUCGUAAUGAAGGCGUGAAUUUAACAAAAGUACUUACCACUCAUCAUCACUGGGAUCAUGCUGGAGGCAACGAAGAACUUGUCAAGAAAUCUCCCAAUGCCUUGCAAGUUUAUGGUGGGGAUAAACGAAUCGGAGCGCUUACUAAUGAAGUCAAGCAUGGAGAUAAAUUUUCCAUUGGGGAAAUUAAUGUGGAAUGUAUAGCGACUCCUUGUCACACUAGCGGGCACAUUUGUUAUUACUUAACAGACGCCAAGGGACAAUCCGCGGUCUUUACUGGGGAUACAUUGUUUGUUGCUGGUUGCGGCAGAUUUUUCGAAGGCACCGCAGAGCAAAUGUAUACAGCUUUGGUAGAAAAGCUAGCUAAUUUGCCUGACGGUACUUUGGUUUUCUGCGGGCAUGAGUAUACUCAGCAAAACCUGAAGUUUGCUAAGCAUGUGGAACCGGAAAACCAAGAUAUUUUGAAAGCCAUAGCAGAUGCUGCUGAGAAAAGAAGCAAACAGCUUCCAACAGUUCCAUCUACAAUAGGUAAAGAAAAACAAAUCAAUCCCUUCAUGCGUGUUAUGAUGCCCACAGUGCAAAGUCAUGCGGAUUGUGGUGAUGCAAUAGAAACAAUGAGGACCAUAAGAAAGGAAAAAGAUGGUUUUAAAGCUUAAUACUUUGAUUUACUUCUUGUUAAAUUUUACAUUUUUAAAUAAAAUAUACUGUUUUA